Gamsiella multidivaricata is the source of this 3983-nucleotide messenger RNA. RefSeq lists its product as uncharacterized. NCBI's taxonomy places the organism in Eukaryota, Fungi, Mortierellomycota, Mortierellomycetes, Mortierellales, Mortierellaceae. Gene Ontology annotation, molecular function: GTP binding. The transcript is spliced from 3 exons. The coding region runs from base 217 to 3843 and encodes 1208 amino acids. The record is from RefSeq and is a predicted model, not a curated record.
AUUCUUCACUAUCCAUCAAUCCAUCCUUCAAUCUUUCACUUCUGUGAUUCAGUAGCGUACUGUUUCAUCUGCCAUCUCCCCCAGUUCCGCGACUUUUUUCUCAUCUGAGAAAGUAACUACCUGUUCGGAACGAAAGUUAUCUCCUACUGUUUCGUCUACGUUCUCCCUCAGUUCCGCGACUCUUUUCUCAUCCGAGAAAAUGGCUACUUGUUAGGAAUGAAAGCUCCAACGCAAAGUUUCAUCUUUUCCUCAACUCAAUCCACCAUGGAUAUCCCCAACGUUGGUCAGGCCAUGGCCCUCGGUGAUCUCUAUAAUGCUCGAACUGGACAUUGCACCAACGUCUCGGUCCUCAAAAACGCUCUCCCUCAAACUCUCAUCGAGUCCCGAGAUGAGAACGCAAUCAACACAAAGUUCAUCUCCGAAGAGACUUACAAGGAAAAGUUCGAGGCUUUCGAGAUCAAUGGGAACCUAAAGCUGAAUAUCCUUGCCAACCUCGUCACCUUGAACGCCCAGGGCAAGUAUCUCACAACCGAAAAGAAAUCUUCGAAAUCGGUCAAGGUCUCGAUGUCCUAUGCCGUCCAGACGAAAUUGGACAGGAUUAACAUCCGAUCGGACAUGAUUCGAGAGUACAUCAACACAAAGGCUUUGGACGAUCCUGAGGCCACUCAUGUCGUCACGGGGAUCCAAUGGGGGGCCAACAUGGUGUGUUCCUUUGAACAUAGUCUGAAUGAAGGAGAGACUAAAAAGGAGGUCUCGGGUACCCUGAGUGCUUCUUGUAAUACUGUUAAAGUCGGUGUGGAGCUCGGUGGCGGACUGACAGAGGAAACCGAACAAUCCAACAAGGACAUGUCUGUCCAGAUCAGUAUCCUCGGUGACAUUGUACUCAAGGCAGAUUCCUAUCCAACCACGGUCGAGGAUGCCGUUCAGCUCAUGAGACAAGUGCCCGAAUUCGUGAAGGGAGUGAACGAAGGGAAAGGAAGUGUCCUGCAGUACAAACUUGAGCCGAUCGAAAAGGUCCGGGCCCACUUUGAUCUCGAGGCCAGGAUCGCGUCGGUGAUCAACACCAUCAGCUCGGAGCUGGUCGAUAAAGUCGAGAGCAUCUUUGAUACCAUUGUCGAGAACCGGAUCCGUUUAACCGAGGCCUCGAAUGAUAUUCUCGAAUACAGUCAGUACAUUACCGAGACUGAGGUGAAACGAAUCAACAAGGAGCUCAAGAAUUUCAACCGAGAUGAACGAGAGUUCAAACACUCCCUCUCCGAGACUGUCCAAGCCAUUCAGACUGGGAAGGCUGGGAACGCACCUGAGGAUGCACUGUUCCGAUUAUUGAGAGAGCUUGAAGAGGGAAGUUGCUCUUCAUCGAUGGUCGAUGACGUCAUUGAGAGUUACCAGGCCCUGUCGAGACGGAUUUCUUUUAUCCGUCAUUGUGAAAAGGUCAAUAUCAAGGUCAUCUCCAGAGGGCAUGAUAUCUCAAACUUCUUGUCACCCUCAGCGACGGGCAAGACUUUUAUCCUUAUCAUCCCAAAGUCCAUUGACUAUACCGCGGUCGAACAAAGCCACGACUGGCACAUUUUCCAACUCUUGAGAGAGGACAACAAGGAUGCGAAUUUUAUGAUUCAUGACGCCUCGAUCUCACCCACGGACCCGCAGUCGAGGGAUCUUACCGAGUUGACGAUCUUCAAGUACUAUGGGAGUAAGAGGUCGUCUGCUCAAGAUACCUUCCGAGCCUCGAUCCUUCGUUCUUCUGUCAAAUUGUCCAAGACGGAACUCGUGACUCAAGCGGAGAGAACCAAACUCGCUGGCCAUGCCCUGAGAAUGCCCUGUCCUUUAUCCCAUGAGGGCGAGUGUCACUCUGGCGUCUUGAAGUGGGUCUGCUUCAAGUGUGAGGAGGUCCUGCAGUACGAAUACGACGAAGUCGUCUAUUGUCUUUGUGGAAAGACAUCACUCGAGAACUGUACCUUCCGAUGUGACUCGAUCGCACAUGGUUAUCAAUACAAGAAACUCCAUGCCCGAUCCAUUCAGUCGAUCCGCGAAAAGAUUCACCCGGGAGAUGACGAGAUCAACAUCCUGCUGUUGGGCGAGACUGGGGUCGGGAAAUCGACCUUUAUCAAUGCCUUUGCAAACUAUCUCCGAUACGACAGUCUGGAGGUUGCCGAACGGAUGGAGAUGACGACGUUGAUCCAAUCGAGUUUCGAGAUCGAGGGCACAAAAGUCACUGCCGGGAAACCGGACCAGAAUGAAAAGUUGAAGGAUGGUCAAUCGAGUACCCAAUAUUGUCGAUCCUAUGUCUUUCCCCUGAACGACGACAUCAAGAUCCGAUUGAUCGACACUCCCGGGAUCGGAGACACUCGAGGGGUGAAACAAGACCGGAUCAACUUUGAAGAGAUUAUGGACUACAUCUCUGGAUUCGACAAGAUCAACGGAGUCUGCAUCCUCCUAUUGCCCGAUACCCCACGUCUGACGACCUCGUUUCGAUUCUGUAUCGACGAACUGUUGUUGCAUCUUCAUAAGACUGCCGCCGACAAUAUCCUCUUCACUUUCACAAAGACGCGAUCUUCCUUCUACGGGCCCGGAGAUACCAUGACGCCGUUGAAGACCUAUAUGAGGGAAUUAGAAAAAGCAAGCGGCAUCACCAUCCCAUUGGAGCCUAACACCAUGUUCUUCUUCGACAAUGAAUCGUUUCGACUCUAUGCAGCCUUGAAACAAGGUAUUAUCUUCGAUCAGAAUACAAAAGAUGCCUUUGGAGCGAGUUGGACCAAAUCCGUGGAGGAGGCCCGAAGACUGGUCAAGCGAAUCAUAGACUUGACACCUCACAAGACAGCCGAGACCGUGACCUUGGAUAUGGCCCGUCGUUCGAUCCUCCUCUUAACGCCACCGAUGGCCAAGAUCAAUGAAAACAUCACCAUCGAGCUCAAGGACAUCAAGAACCUGAGGAUCGAGGCUCAGAACAACAAGAUCAGUGCCAAGGAUCUGAAAGCGAGACUCGUGUGUUUUUAUAUGGAUUUGGAUCCCAUCAAUCUCGCACGCCCAAGAACGGUCUGUACCUCUGAUUCCUGUACGACUGUUCACGACAAGAUUGUCCGAUACAACAAAAACUGUCAUGAGGACUGUCAACUCGAGAACGUGGCCAUCAACGUGAUCAACCAUGCGGGUCUGAGGAAAUGUUGGGCCAUGAAAGGCGGGGAGACCUGUAGGGUAUGUGGCUGUCGAUGGGAGAAACACAUGCACGUCAAGAUUGACUAUACUGAGGUCAAGAAACAAAAGACCGAUACCGCCGUCGAGAAACAGUUGAAGGAAAAACUCUCCGCGGUCGAUGCCAUGCAAAUGGCGAUCGCCGAGGCCGAUGAGCGGAUCAAGACCUUGGACUUGGAAAAGAAGGUUAUCUUUGAUUCCCUCAUGACCUUCACGGGCUUCCUACUUCAGAAUUCGAUUCUGGUUCAGAACAAUGGGAUCGUGGCCUAUAUCGACAUGAGUAUCGAGAACCAGGAGAGGAUUGCUCAGAAGACACAAGACUUUACGAUCGUGAACUCUCUGAUAGAGCAGAGGAACGAAUUCGUGACCCAGAUGGAGAUCUUUGAAAAGGCUAUCAAAGAUGGCAAGUCCAAUACGGCCAAGAUCAUACCGUCGGGGGUCAUCAACGCUAGAGAAGCGCUUUGUCAGUUGGAGGUCAAUGGUAAGGCCUUGACCACGGUUCUGGAUUGGGGAAAACAGAAUCAAAUCCAGCUCUCGAAACGGGAAACUCGGAUCGUGGAUGGAUAUGUCUCGGGAGGUUGGAGUUUGUCGGGUGCUUUUUCCAGCGCAAAGAAAUCGGUGUUCAAGAAGUUGGGAUUCCAGAAAGAAAUGUGAGAUAAGAAGGGGACCUCGUUCAGAGUGUGUGUGAACGAGUGAUGGUUUUAUAUUGGUCAAGAACAGAGAAGAAUACCAUAGGGAAAUGUAGCCUUAUAUUGCUAUAACUUUUUGUUAUACCUUUUUGUUCUAUAUCCGAC